AUGCUACGACGCAAGUCGAUUGCUGGUCGCAUCAAGGAUACGUUCAGAAAGGCAGAAUCUGACUACCCUCUGCACGCCUCAAUCUGCAAAAAUGACCUAUCGACCUUGCAAGAAGUGCUUAGUUCCCCCGAGGUUUCGUAUUUAUUGUCCGCAGGUGAUGGCUGUUGGGGGACUCCGCUGCAUGUGGCGGUAUAUCUAGACAACAUUGACUCUGUGAAUCUGCUACUGCAAGCUGGUGUCGACGUCGCUGGUGAUUCAUCGGCACACGAGCAUCGCUUAUCACCACUAGCACUGGCUGCACGUGUGGGCAAUCAACGUCUGCUUUGGCGAUUAUGGCAGCACCUCCAUUCACGAACAGAAGCAAGAAAUAUAGUCGUUAACUCUUGCCUUUUUCAAGCCUCAAUUACUGGUCAAGUCACUAUCCUACGUGCUUUAUUGGCAUGGAAGGAAUGGACAACAGAAGCCAAGAACGAAGCAUUAUUUUGGGCAGCACGGAGCUGGAAGGCAUAUUCUGCUGAAGUCCUUACUUCCGAACUGUCAUUUUCCCAAGAUGUUUUAGACAGGACGCUGCAUUGUGCAGUGAACUUCAGGACUUUAUUCGGAGACGACUUCAAACUCGAGUAUAGUGGUGAUGAUUAUGUACAGCAACAACUUUUGAUAGCGCACUUGGUCGAUGUUGGAGCUAACCCAAAUGUCACUAUUAAUGUACAGCCGCCUAUCAUUACUGCCGCUCGACAUAUCAAUCUGGUAGGAGCUUUGAAAGUGUUGCUCGACAAGGGAGCCAACCCAAACGGUACUGACCACAGAGGGAAGACGGCAUUGCACUUCCUUGGUUCACCAGCCGCAUUACACCAAAGCGGACCGGUGGUGCGUUUAAAUGAGACAGCUAUCCGUAUACUCCUUGGUCAAUAUCCCUCCGUUUUGUGCAGGGACAAUGAAUCUGGAGCUAGUCCCCUUCAUGCCGCCGCAUUUGGCUCCAACCUCAACACGCUGCACUUAUACUUAUCCUCUCUUCCAACAGAGCAGAGAAGUGAAGCUUUGAGAUCCAAAAAUAACUAUGACGAAACGUUACUGCAUUAUGCAGCUGCAGGGGCCAAGUGUGAUAUUGUGGAGUUUCUUCUCAGUCAAGGGCUUGAUGUCAAUUGCAUCAACACAAAUGGAUGGACACCCCUGCAUUGCGCCUUGACUCCAGCGAGUCGGGGCUCGCAGUUAAAUGGAUUCGCAAAGUCAAUAUCCGAAGCUUUGAAAAUAGCAAAGAUACUUCUCUUUCAUGGCGCUGACCCUUGUGCUGUUACAGCUGAGGGAUGGACGCCACUGCACUGCCUUUCCCUCUUUGCUGGCAGAAAGAAAGAAAAUACCAAACUUGCCCAGUUCGUGGAUGAAAUGAUCAAUCGUGGUGUUGAUAUACACGCACGAGCAACAUUUAUCUUUUGGAAUGAACUGGGUAAUAUAGAACCUAAGUAUUAUUACUGGGGUCACGAUGUUCACGCCAGUAUCCGGGACCCUGAUAUCUCCGGAGCGACAGUGCGGUUUGGUUACACUCCGCUACAUUUCGCAGCUGCCCACGGUAGCAUAAGUAUGGCCAAGGCUAUACUUGACCAUGGUGCUGAUCCACUUUCUAAAGAUGUGAGAGGAAAUACGGCUAUCAAGAUAGCAGUCAAUUCAUCAUUGAUCGACGACUUCCCGAGUACACGUCAAGCCAUGGUAGAGCUUCUUACAGAGGCAGUAUCCUAA
Messenger RNA from Fusarium poae, 1734 nucleotides. RefSeq lists its product as uncharacterized. Gene Ontology annotation, molecular function: protein binding. The record is from RefSeq and is a predicted model, not a curated record. Lineage: Eukaryota; Fungi; Ascomycota; Sordariomycetes; Hypocreales; Nectriaceae. The transcript has a single exon. Bases 1 to 1734 code for a protein of 577 amino acids.